Ziziphus jujuba (common jujube) is the source of this 309-nucleotide messenger RNA. Its product is annotated as elongation factor 1-alpha. Lineage: Eukaryota; Viridiplantae; Streptophyta; Magnoliopsida; Rosales; Rhamnaceae. The transcript has 2 exons. The record is from RefSeq and is a predicted model, not a curated record. Bases 1 to 309 code for a protein of 102 amino acids.
AUGAACGAGAUUAAGUUCGAUUAUACUCGGGUUCUUGACAAUCUCAAGGCUGUACGGGAGCGAGGUAUCACCAUUGACAAUGCCACGCGCGAGUUGGAGACGGACAAGUACCAUUCACUUUCAUUAAUGCUUAUGCGCAUCGAAACUUUAUGGAGGACGGGAUCCUGGGCUGACUGUGCCCUUCUCUUUUUCGUUUACACCCUUGGUGUCAAGCAGAUGAUCUGGGUUUCCACUUUGGAAGGUGUCUUAACAGCUCUAGUGUUAAGAAUUUGGGUUCAAGGCCUUCUAUCAGCCUUAGCCGUUGGUUGA